AUGGAAACUCAGACUCAGACUCAGGCGCACCCACACGACCCCUGGGCUGCUACUCAUCAGUUCAUUUUCCGAAGAGCCACCAUGGAUCCCAAGCAACGGUUCUAUCAUCACUUCUUGGAGAGCGUAACAGUUCACCAAGAUCUGAUCGAACAGCUUCCCUCCAUUGCCAAUGUUGGCGGUGAGCGUCAAGAGGCCAUUGACCAUAUCCUAGCCGGUAUUGCCAAGCUUCAGAACGAGGUGGCUGACGCCGCUGACUUUACCCCCUCUUAUGAUCGAAAGCAAUACUCUGAAGCCAUCAAGGCUUUGCAAGACAAGCUCAAUGAGACUCUCGCCAAGAUCACACCAAAGUCGCGAUUCCAGUUCCGACGCACCACCAAUCAUGUCGACAUGGGCGCCCCCGAGAACGAUCCUCGUCUGAACCCGGGCAGCCUUUCUCGCAGCAAGACGCACCCCGUGAACAUCGCGCCCAGUGCUCCCACAACAACAAAUAAGGAGGACAUUCUCAGUGAAUUGCCUCCAAAGGGCACUUACAAGAACUACAAUGAGGAGAUUGCUCGACCCAGCGCCUCUCCCCUUCGCAAGCCCAGUUUCUCGGCUGCCAGGAACAUCGGCAUUUCCAACCACUCGGGCCUCCAUAUCAUUCUUCCCUCCUCGGCAGCUCGCGCCACUGCCUCGGGCAGUCUGACCGAUUUGAGCAACUGCAUCGUCGACAUGUCGAUCCCGACAGCCACAGGCGCUGCUUUCCCCGGUCUUGUCAUCAAGAAUGUAUCCAACAGCCUCAUUGUCGCGGGUCGCGUCAACGGGCCAGUCCAUAUCACAGGGGUGUCUGAUAGCAUCCUGGUGGUUGUAGCCAGGCAGGUCCGAAUCCAUGAGUGCAGCAACGUCGACAUCUACCUCCACUGUGGAACCCAUCCCAUUAUUGAGGAUUGCUCCGGUAUGCGGUUUGCGCCGCUGCCCAACACAUAUGUAACGGAGGCGGAUAAGCCAACCGAGAACCAGUGGGAUCAGGUCGACGACUUUAAGUGGCUCAAGGCAGGCCACAGCCCCAACUGGACAACUCUGUCCGAGGAAGAGAGGCUCGGCGCAGAACUCUGGGAAAAGGUGGUCCCAGGUCAGCCCGGAGUCAGUGUUGAAGAGUCGCUCAAGAAGCUUGGCGUUCCUCGGAGGUAA
Molecule: messenger RNA, 1170 nt
Organism: Fusarium keratoplasticum
Lineage: Eukaryota; Fungi; Ascomycota; Sordariomycetes; Hypocreales; Nectriaceae
Product: C-CAP/cofactor C-like domain-containing protein
Exons: 4
Coding region: 1-1170 (389 amino acids)
Biological process (GO): post-chaperonin tubulin folding pathway; tubulin complex assembly
Cellular component (GO): cytoplasm
Molecular function (GO): tubulin binding
Source: RefSeq, a predicted model, not a curated record